UCCAAUUUGCUUAGCCUUACGGCGGGCCCAUGGUGGAAGGGAAUUUGGAAUUAAAGGGAAAUAUCUCGCUAAAUCGACCAUUCAAUUUUAUCGUAUAAGUAACACACAGUACCUUAAAUUAUCAAUUAUUUAAGAAUGAAAAACGAAUGAUGAGACUGGACGUUAGCGAGUAAUAAACUCUGAAGCGGUGGGUGGUGUGCGCGCCUCCGAAGUCUGACCUGAAGGCCGCUCUGUCUACCUCUUCUGCAGCGACCUUGUUUUGGGUCAGCCUCUGGAAUCAGUUCAGAUGCCCUGGGUGGUUCGGACAAAGGAUCCGCUUCGGGAAAGUUGUAUUCCUGGUCGUAGUGUUGGUGUUUGCAGCGAGGCUGCAGUUGACUAACCGACUGAACAAUGGCUCAGUUUCCCACGCCCUUCGGAGGAGGUCUGGACGCCUGGGUGAUCUCUCUGGACGAGCGAGCCAAACAUGACCAGCAGUUUGUUAGCCUGGCCCCCUCACCAGCUGGCUACAUCACAGGUGACCAGGCCAGGAAUUUCUUCCUGCAGUCAGGCCUGCCCCCUCCCAUCCUGGCACAGAUAUGGGCCCUGGCCGAUAUGAACAAUGAUGGGAAGAUGGACAUGCACGAGUUCUCCAUCGCCAUGAAGCUGAUCAAGCUCAAGCUGCAGGGUCACCCCCUGCCCCCCUCUCUGCCCCCCUCCAUGAAGCAGCCGCCCCUCACCCUGCCCCCGCCACCCACCGCACCCUUCGGAAUGCAUGGUUUAGGGGUAAUGCCAGGCCUCCCAGCAGUCCCUCCAUUACCCAUGCCCCCUAUGCCAGGGGUGGGUAUGUCCCCACCUCUGGUGUCGUCGGUGCCCCCGUCUGUACCCCCCUUAGCUAACGGAGCGCCAAUGACGGGCUUCUCCCACCCAGCCACCACACUCAACAAAAGCUCUUCUUCCAACCGCUCCGGUGCCAAGAUGCAGGGCCAGUCUUUUGAGACUUCUAGCGCCCCUGUGCCCCCCCAGCCUCCCACUGACUGGGCUGUUCCUAGCUCGUCCCGGCUAAAGUACCGGCAGCUCUUCAACAGCCACGACAAGAUGAUGAGCGGCCACCUCACCGGACCCCAAGCAAGAACCAUCUUGAUGCAGUCCAGCUUGCCCCAGACCUCGCUGGCGUCCAUAUGGAACCUGUCGGACAUCGACCAGGACGGCAAGCUGACGGCCGAGGAGUUCAUCCUGGCCAUGCACCUGAUUGACAUGGCCAUGUCCGGCCUGCCCCUGCCCCCUAUCCUGCCCCCAGACUUCAUCCCCCCCCACUUCAGGAGGGUGCGUAGUGGUAGCGGGGUGUCUGUCACCAGCCUGCACUCCACUGACCAGCGGGUCCAAGAGGAGGCCGAAGAGGAGCAGGAGAGCGAGAAACAGAAGCUGGAGAAACUGACUUUCGAGGACAGGAAGCGGGAGAACUUUGAGCGGGGCAACCUGGAGCUGGAGAAGCGUCGACAGGCCCUGCUUGAGCUGCAGCGCAAGGAGCAGGAGCGUCUGGCGGCGCUGGAGCGAGAGGAGCAGGAGAGGAAGGAGCGAGAGCGGCUCGAGCAGGAAAGGAGGCGGCAGCAGGAGCUGGAGAAGCAGCUGGAGAAGCAGAGGGAGAUGGAGAGGCAGCGGGAGGAGGAAAGACGGAAGGAGAUCGAGAGGAGAGAGGCAGCGAAGCGGGAGCUGGAGCGCCAGCGUCAGUUAGAGUGGGAGAGGAACCGCCGGCAGGAGCUGCUGACCCAGAGAAACCGAGAGCAGGAGAACAUUGUCCUGCUCAAAGCCCGCAAGAAGAACCUGGAGUUAGAGCUGGAGGCACUGAACGACAAGAAGAGCCAGCUGGAGGGCAAGCUGCAGGACAUCCGCUUCCGCCUGUCUGCUCAGCGGCAUGAGAUCGAGAGCACCAACAAGACCCGCGAGGUCCGCAUCGCUGAGAUCACCCACCUCCAACAGCAGCUGCAGGACUCUCAGCAGUGGCUCGGCAGGCUGAUCCCUGACAAACAGUGUCUAAACGAACAACUCAAACAGGUUCAACAGAACAGCCUGCACAGAGACUCCCUGUCGUCGCUGCAGAAGGCAGUGGAGGUCAAGGAGUCUAGUCGGCAGCAGCUGAGAGAACAGCUAGACACCGUGGAGAGAGAGACCCGCUCCAAGCUGCUGGAGAUAGACGCCUUCAACACCCAGCUCACGGAGCUCCGAGAGAUCCACAGCAAGCAGCAGAGGCAGAAGCAGAAGGAUCACCUGGAGGGAGAAAUCAACAUCCACACCAUCGCCCAGGAGAGGGCCAAGUCCGCCGAACUCACAGACGGAAGGUUGUCUGCCACUGACGAGGGCCUGGCAUGGCGAGAUGAGGGCACGGUGGAGGCCCCCACCCCUCCCCCCCAGCCCUGGAUGAAGCGCGUGUGUGAGGAGGAGGGGCGCACUAAGAAGGACAUCCAGGACAAACUCAACCAGCUCUUCAUGCAGCAGCCUGAACCAGGGAAACUCAUGAACCAGAGCCCAUGGCCCACGGGCGACAAGAUCCCGGUGACUGGGUUCAACCAGGACAAGGUCAAGGUGGUCUUCUACCGGGCGCUGUACCCCUUUGAUGCCCGCAGUCACGAUGAGAUCACCAUCCCCCCCGGAGACAUUGUCAUGGUGAAAGGGGAGUGGGUGGACGAGUCCCAGACAGGUGAGCCAGGCUGGCUGGGUGGUGAGCUGAAGGGGAAGACUGGCUGGUUCCCUGCCAACUACGCAGAGAAGAUCCCAGAAUCCGAGGUUCCCAUGAGCCUGCGGGCCAGUGCUGCCACCACGGGCGCCGCGCCCAAACUGGCCUCACGGCUCACACCCAGCACCGUCUCCAGCACACCCACGCCACCCAGCCAGCCAAUGGCAACCCCUCCCCCGGCAACAGCUCCCCCUGCCCCCGGUCCCUGCCCUGGCCCUGGUCCCGCCUCUUCCUCCUCCUCGGCAUCUAGUAACUGGGCAGAUUUCAGCACCACAUGGCCGUCCACCAGCUCUGUGGAGAAGACUGAGACUGGAGAGGGCUGGGAUGCUUGGCCCACCCAGCCGUCUCUCUCUGUGCCCAGUGCCGGGCCCGGGGGCCAGCUACGCCAGCGCUCUGCCUUCACACCCGCCACCCUCACUGGCUCCUCUCCGUCUCCCGUCCUGGGACAGGGGGAGAAGGUGGAGGGUUUGCAGGCCCAGGCUCUGUACCCGUGGCGGGCCAAGAAGGACAACCACCUCAACUUCAACAAGAGUGACGUGAUCACAGUGCUGGAGCAGCAGGACAUGUGGUGGUUCGGCGAGGUGCAGGGCCAGCGGGGCUGGUUCCCAAAGUCCUACGUCAAGCUCAUCUCUGGCCCCGUACGCAAGUCCAUGAGCAUUGAGUCUGGCUCGUCCGACAGCCCCCCAACCAUGAAGAGACCCACCCCAUCCCCUACCAAGACCAUGGACCCAGGAGAAGAAUACAUAGCCAUGUACACCUACGAGAGCAAUGAGCAGGGCGACCUGACCUUCCAGCAGGGCGACGUCAUCGUGGUCACCAAGAAGGAGGGCGACUGGUGGACGGGCGUGGUGUCAGGCAAGACGGGGGUAUUCCCUUCCAACUACGUCAAACCCAAGGACUCUGAGGGACUGGGACCCGCAGGGAAGACUGGAAGCCUGGGGAAGAAGCCCGAGAUAGCCCAGGUCAUCGCUCCAUACACGGCGACGGGGGCCGAGCAGCUCACCCUGGCGCCCGGCCAGCUCAUCCUCAUCAGGAAGAAGAACCCGGGGGGCUGGUGGGAAGGGGAGCUGCAGGCCCGGGGAAAGAAACGGCAGAUUGGCUGGUUCCCGGCCAACUACGUGAAGCUCCUGAGCCCCAGCACCAGUAAGACCACACCCACAGAACCCACACCCCCCAAGCUGCCAAUGCCCAGUGCAGGUAGGGGCCAGGAGCAGGGAUCUGACGGGGGCCCGCCAGGGCCUUGGGGCCCCUCCUUGACUCAACAUAUGACGGCAGUGUGUCAGGUGAUUGGCAUGUACGACUACAUGGCACAGAAUGAUGACGAGCUGCCCUUUGGGAAGGGCCAGAUCAUCAACGUGCUGAGCAGGGAGGACCCUGAUUGGUGGAAAGGCGAGCUUAACGGUUCCGUGGGCCUUUUCCCCUCCAACUACGUCAAACUGACCACCGACACAGACCCCAGCCAACAAUGGUGCGCUGACCUGCACCUGCUGGACAUGCUGAGCCCCGUUGAGAGGAAGAGACAGGGCUACACACACGAGCUCAUCGUCACCGAGGAGAACUAUGUCAAUGACCUGCAGCUCGUCACCGAGGUCUUUCAGAAGCCUCUGCUGGAGUCGGAGCUGCUGACAGAGAAAGAGGUGGCCAUGAUCUUCGUCAACUGGAAGGAGCUCAUCAUGUGUAACAUCAAGUUGCUCAAGGCUCUGAGGGUUAGGAAGAAGAUGUCGGGCGAACGGAUGCCGGUGAAGAUGAUUGGAGACAUCCUGACGGCCCAGCUGCCCCACAUGCAGCCCUACAUCCGCUUCUGCAGCUGCCAGCUCAACGGGGCCACGCUCAUCCAGCAGAAGACCGACGAGGUGCCCGAGUUCAAGGACUUUGUCAAGAGACUGGCCAUGGACCCAGGUUGUAAGGGAAUGCCCCUCUCCAGCUUCCUCCUCAAACCCAUGCAAAGGGUGACGCGCUACCCCCUCAUCAUCAAAAAUAUCCUAGAGAAUACUCCGGAGACUCACCCGGACCAUAGCCAUCUGAAGCAGGCUCUGGAGAAGGCUGAAGAGCUGUGUUCCCAGGUCAACGAGGGUGUCAGGGAGAAGGAGAACUCUGACCGGCUGGAGUGGAUCCAGGCCCAUGUCCAGUGUGAGGGGCUGUCUGAGCAACUCGUGUUCAACUCUGUGACCAACUGCCUGGGCCCGCGCAAGUUCCUGCACAGCGGCAAACUCUACAAGGCCAAGAGCAACAAAGAGCUGUAUGGCUUCCUAUUCAACGACUUCCUCCUCCUGACUCAGAUCGUCAAGCCCCUGGGCUUCUCGGGCUGCGACAAGGUGUUCAGUGCCAAGUCCCACCUGCAGUACCGCAUGUACAAGACACCCAUCUUCCUGAACGAGGUGUUGGUGAAGCUGCCAACAGAUCCCUCGGGAGACGAGCCCAUCUUCCACAUCUCCCACAUCGACAGGGUCUACACCAUCCGGGCAGAGAGCAUCAACGAGAGGACUGCUUGGGUGCAGAAGAUCAAGGCAGCUUCGGAGCUCUUCAUCGAGACAGAGAAGAAGAAGAGGGAGAAGGCCUACCUGGUUCGCUCACAGAGGGCCACGGGCAUCGGCCGGCUGAUGGUAAACAUUGUGGAGGGCAUCGAGCUGAAGCCCUGCCGCUCCCACGGUAAGAGCAACCCGUACUGCGAGGUGACGAUGGGUUCCCAGUGCCACAUCACCAAGACCCUACAGGACACGCUCAACCCCAAGUGGAACUCCAACUGUCAGUUCUUUAUCAAGGACCUGGAGCAGGAUGUGCUGUGUGUCACCGUGUUUGAGAGGGACCAAUUCUCUCCUGACGAUUUCCUAGGCAGGACAGAGAUCCGUCUGGCGGACAUUAAGAAGGACCAGGGCUCCAAAGGGCCCAUCACCAAGAGGCUGCUGCUCCACGAGGUGCCCACAGGAGAGGUUGUCGUACGACUGGACCUGCAGCUCUUCGAGGAGCCCUAGCCCAUCCCAGUUCAACCCAGCCCUGCUCAGCUCAGCCUAACCCAGCCUAGCCUAACACCCAUAUACUGUACACUCCCUCCCAAACCCCAGUUACCCCUGUCUGAAGUCUCACCAUGCUCUAGUGACAAUCCCCAACGGCCCAGCCCCACACUCCAAUGUGUGUGUGUGCUGUGUGAAUGAAUGUCUGCAGAAGGGUCUUAAUUAUGGUGUAUUUUUUUCCUCUUUAUGAUUUCGAUCAUUAUGGUGUAUGUAUGAUAUCAUGAUUCCACUAUUAUUUGGUUGAACAAAAUUAUGAAGCAUUCCACAGCUAAUCUAAAAUCUCAAAGGCCGUCUUAUAACGCAAUGAACCUUUGAGACAUGAUAUCCUGUAUGUAGAGAAAUGUUUGAACACAUAUGAUCAUUGCUUAUGCACUGUAUGUCUUAAAGAGCCCACCCUGUGGCAUUAACACCUGGGGCGUGUUCAUUAGUCAACAGAAAACCGGGCGAGACUCCCUUGUCCAAUAAUAAACGUUCAUUUUCAUUUUACAUUGCGAAAAGUUUUAAAACGCCUUCCGUAGCGUGGUCAAAUGAACACCACCCAGGUGACCCCACUGUUGUGCCAUCCCUGUGACAACAGACGGUAACCUCCCAUAUAACCUUUGACGCUGUGUUCACGUUUAUAAACGUACGGCUAUUAUGUCAUUGCAGGUCAGACGAUUUCAGACGCUUGUCUGAAGCCUAUCUAAUAAUAACCCUGGUUGUAUUAGCUGGAACAUCUUCGCUUGUAUUUCUUUCAUUCAAACGUGACCCAGGUUUCCAGUUAUUUAUUCGGUUCUGUGUACAUCUGUUUGAGACCAGGGUACAAAAGCAGGUACAGUACAUAAGUGAAUGUGAGGAGGAGAGAUACUUUGUGAUAUACCCUCAAAGGUUUGGUGAGACACUUUGGAAAAAUGUGUUAGGGAAUUAAAGAAGUGUUAUGUUGGUAUACUACAGUAUGCUGAGAAUGAAAAUGAAGCUAUCAGUAAUCUUUACACUGUUGUGUGAGCGUUGUGUUUUAGAUUGGAAAAUCAAAUGAAAGGCCAGAUGAAAUGUUUGGGUGUAUUUGAAACAUUACAGAAGUACUGUACGAAAGUACACACUAAUAUAUUGGCUAUCAAAUUGGCUUAGCCUAAAAUAUAUUGUUGUACGGUUUGAGGGAAAUUGAAGAGCAGAUUUCCUGUUUUCUAAAUGAUGUGUAAAUGAGUGCUGAUUUCUAGUUACAUUUGCAGCGUAGGCCAAGAUGAUGAGUACCAAUGUACUACAAAUCAUUAGUUUUUCGAUGGUUAGAAGAAUCAUAUGGUGAUGUCAGGAAUGUUUUUGUACUUGUUCUGGAAAAUUCUGUUAUUUUCAACGCAUUCAUAUCUUCAUGUUUUGUAUGUAUAUUUUAGUUGUUUUUAAUUACAUUUUUUCGAAUGGCAAAAAAGCACCAUUUAAUAUAGAGUGCUAUAUUUAUGUGUUGGAAAGCCAUUUGUAGGUGGUUUGUUUUGGAGACUGAGGUCAGGCUUUGUUGUGAUGGACAUAUUCGGCCAAUGCUGUAACUGUUUGUGAAGAGGUAUUUCAGGUUCAUUCAAUUUGGGUCUCAAAUUAAUAUAUUUCCUUUGCAAGAGAACAGGAAGUAUUUUUUUUUGAGUUUUGUGUUCAGUUGAACAACACUGUAUUACAUAUUUAUUGACGUUAAGAAAGACAAUUCGGACAAGAGGCAAAUAUCAGCCUCCAGGUUGCUGCAAUAUGCAAUCUACUCAGAGGUAGGAGACAAUUUGUAUCUUUCCUAUUGUCUUAUCUGUUAUUUCGUUCUUUAUGAUGACCCUCCCAUUAUCUUGGGCUCUGCGUUGGAAAGGAGAUGUACAAGGAUAUCCGAAGGCAGCCGAGACGACUGACUUCAGUCUGUUAAGUCUGACAACGUUAGCAUAGUUUGUCUGUUAGUUUAAUGUAUGUUGUUGUUACCAGCCAUGUGUCCAUGUAGAUAAUGUACAAAUACUAGUGAAAUUCCACUGCCGUGUUAGUGAGAGUGGUCAAGGAGAUCAGCUUUUGCAGAGCCUGUGUUCCUUAUCAUGUGUAUGUCUAGGAGUGAGCGAGUGUGUAACAUUAACUUACUAUUCUCGAGUGCUUUGGUUUGUGCUGGGUCUCUGUUCAAGUUGGAGGACUUAGAUUAUGACUAGUCAUUUCCCUAUAGCGUGCAACCUGUACCUCUACUCCUUCCUGGUUACCCCACAGUAGUGCCCUUUUAAUGUUCACUCUAAAACCAGGGAUGGUCUCCAUUCUUUUUAAUGAGCAAAGUCUUAACUGAUAAAGUACAGUAUGUGAAUAUGUUGAAAUAUUUGAAAGGAGUAUAAGUAAUAUAUUACAACAACUACCGUAGAAGAAUGUUGAUGACAAUGCGUUGUUAUCAAUGUAUGAGAAGUGUAUUGUCUUAAAUGUUGAAAAUAAAAUUUGAUUGGACCAAG
Molecule: messenger RNA, 8144 nt
Organism: Salmo salar (Atlantic salmon)
Lineage: Eukaryota; Metazoa; Chordata; Actinopteri; Salmoniformes; Salmonidae
Source: RefSeq, a predicted model, not a curated record